Prunus armeniaca (apricot) is the source of this 636-nucleotide messenger RNA. NCBI's taxonomy places the organism in Eukaryota, Viridiplantae, Streptophyta, Magnoliopsida, Rosales, Rosaceae. The record is from the annotation of a GenBank genome assembly.
AUGGAGCCUGAAGCCAGAAAAGGGGAAAGGCCGACCUACAGAAAGCCAUAUCAGGCUUACAUUGAACAAAUACCUCUAUCCCAGGGUUUCAAGGUGCCAAACUUCACCUUGUUCAAUGGAAAAGAUCCCCAUGCUUCAUUAGUUGAGCAUAUAGGCAGGUUCUCUGUCCUGUGCAUAGCCACAAAGAAUAACCCUCUGUUAAAGCUAAGGCUUUUUGGGAAUUCUCUCUCUGGACAAGUCUUCACCUGGUACACCAGUCUACCAGCUAAUUUUGUUCAAACCUGGGAGCAAAUGGAAAAUGUUUUCCAUGACUACUAUUUCAGGAUCCAGCCAGAAGUUACCAUCAGUCAUCUUGCUGCCCUCAAACAGAAUGAAGAUGAGCCUGCUCAAGACUUUAUAACCAGAUUCAGAAAGCUCAAGAUGAAAUGUCGGAUCCCUAUGGAAGAAAGGCUUGAUGGGAUGCUGUUUGGGGACCUGGCAGAAAUGGUAGACAAUGCAUCUAAAUAUGAGGAGCUGCUCAGGGAAGAACAACAUAAGAGGAACUCUUCCAAAGGCACAGACUACAAUUCCUCUUCUUCUUCGGUCCAUCUGGUUGAGGUAGAAUCAGAAGAAGACACAGAAGGCUCGGAGGAAUGA